Molecule: messenger RNA, 466 nt
Organism: Morus notabilis
Lineage: Eukaryota; Viridiplantae; Streptophyta; Magnoliopsida; Rosales; Moraceae
Exons: 1
Coding region: 48-401 (117 amino acids)
Source: RefSeq, a predicted model, not a curated record
GACAAAGCUGAUUAGGGACUUUUUUUCUUUCUUUUUUGCCCUCGAAUAUGGAUGCGAUCCUUGCAUGGAGAGGCUGCACCAACUCAUGUUACUGCAAAGGCAAUCGCGUCGAGGACGAGCUAGACGCCCUCAGGCCAAUGCGGACGACAUCGACAGCCGCGGCAAGCCACGCCCCGGUGGCCUCGAGCGGCUGCAAAAUGCUGGACGGAAUGCUGCGGUGGCUCUUUCAUAGCGUGGCCGACGCCUUUUUCGCGUCUCUUCAGCGAUGCUCUUGCAUUAAAAUCGAGACAAGAGAUGACAACGACAUUGAUAAUUAUUUGAUGGCUGCUCCUCAUGAUGAUCAUGAUCUUUCCGACGAUUCAAUAUUGUUUGAGGUGGAAAUCCAAAAGGAGACCGCAUAAGGAAUAUGAUGUGAUUAUAUAUAAGUUCUUUCGUAAUGGGAAAUCGUUUAUGUUUGUUAGGGAAA